This is a messenger RNA of Carassius gibelio (silver crucian carp), 4235 nucleotides long. Its product is annotated as vascular cell adhesion protein 1-like. Bases 124 to 3351 code for a protein of 1075 amino acids. The transcript is spliced from 13 exons. The record is from RefSeq and is a predicted model, not a curated record. NCBI's taxonomy places the organism in Eukaryota, Metazoa, Chordata, Actinopteri, Cypriniformes, Cyprinidae.
UUAAGUACUGAGGAGGUGGAUUAUGAUCCCUCCCCUUCGCCUAUAAAUUAGGACUAGGAAUGAAAGAAACACAUUAACUCAGUUUUAUUCUCUUGGAGCAGAAUAACACCAAAAGUGGACAACAUGAAUUCAGCUUUACUGCUGUCUUUGCUUCUACCAGUUGCAGUUGUUUCCCAUGUACUGGACCUGCCGCCCAAAGUUCUGUUCAAACUGGGUGACAGGAGAGAGUUAAGAUGUAGCAUGUCAUCUUGCCCCGGGAAGGUGAAGUUUGUUUGGAAGCCAUUAGGAGACAAACCGAUAUACGCUACUAUUAAAACACAGGACAGUGUAUCUGUGCUGGUCUAUGACAAUGUGAAAAAGUAUCACGAAUACUCCUUAGUGUGCAAAGCAACCUGUGAAAAGGAGACAAAACAGGCGACAGCAACGAUUCAAGUUUAUUCUUUUUCAAGAAACCCAGUAAUAUCUGGACAUGACAGCUUGAAACUGGGUGAGAAAAAUGUCCUGCGCUGUGAAGUGUCUUCUGUACACCCUCCGGAGUUACUCACAGUGCAGUGGCUCUAUGAAGGUGAAGUUCUUCAGACUAAUGAGGGAGAACCUGAGAGUAAUUACAUAUUCACACCUUCAAGUGAGGAUGAUGGGAAGGUGAUAACAUGCAGAGCAUCACUUAAUGUUGAUGGUAUACCACUUGAUGAGAAGACCAAGGAGACGUCUGUACACAUGACAGUUUUCUCUGCACCGCACAAUGUUAAAGUAUCUGGAGCGACCGCCGUCCCGCUGGGAUCCAGUUUAAAUUUGACCUGUGAGGCCGAGGGCGAGCCAAAGCCUGCGUUUACAUGGACCGCUCUCAAACCAGAUGGCCAGUCUGUGGAAAUGGGAAAACAUCGAGAUCUCCUCGUACAUAACGUGUCCCUAUCAGAUGCUGCUACUUACCAGUGUGACGUUAGAAAUGACUUUGGAAGCCAAAGGGCCAAUGUUUCAGUAGUCGUUCAAGCACCUCCUAUGAAUACCCUGAUUGAAGCAAGUCCACAAUCCAUUCUGAAGGAAGGAGAAUCUGUGAACAUUUCCUGCAAGUCCAGCGUAGUCCCAGUGACACACGUGGUGCUCAGCAGCAGGGUGAAUGGUGCAAAAAUAGAGCUAGCGUCUAGUAAAGAGGCUGAAACAUCAUUAGCCCUCCUCUCUGUCAAUCUGACCGACUCUGGAGAGUUUGUGUGUGAGGCUUUCAAUGAUUAUGGCAGUCAGGAGACUACUCUCAAUCUAACUGUUGAAGCUCAUUUGCUAGAAGUGGUGUUACAACCGGACGAGGUCGUGUUGGAGAGAGGCUCCAGGCUGGUCCUCUCAUGUCAGGCUUUCGGUUGCCCUCAACCCAAGUUCUCCUGGAAGAAUCUUUCAAAUAAGCCGAUCCUCAGGCUACUUGAGACGGAUGACUUACAGUCCCAGCUGGUGUUUGAUCUAGUGGAGUUGGAAGAUGAGGGAACUUUCCUUUGUGAGGUCACAUGUGGCUCGAUCAAGAAGUCCAAACAGACAGAAGUCAAGGUGUUUUCUUUUUCAAGAAACCCAGUAAUAUCUGGACAUGACAGCUUGAAACUGGGUGAGAAAAAUGUCCUGCGCUGUGAAGUGUCUUCUGUACACCCUCUGGAGCACCUCACAGUGCAGUGGCUCUAUGAAGGUAAAGUUCUUCAGACUGAUGAGGGAGAACCUAAGAGAGAUACAUUUUCAAGUAAUUACAUAUUCACACCUUCAAGUGAGGAUGAUGGGAAGGCAAUAACAUGCAGAGCAUCACUUGAUGUUGAUGGUAUACCACUUGAUGAGAAGACCAAGGAGACGUCUGUACACAUGACAGUUUUCUCUGCACCGCACAAUGUUAAAAUAUCUGGAGCGACCGCCGUCCCGCUGGGAUCCAGUUUAAAUUUGACCUGUGAGGCCGAGGGCAAGCCAAAGCCUGCGUUUACAUGGACGGCUUUUAAACCAGAUGGCCAGUCUGUGGAAAUGGGAAAACAUCGAGAUCUCCUCGUACAUAACAUGUCCUUAUCAGAUGCUGCUACUUACCAGUGUGACGUUACAAAUGACUUUGGAAGCCAAAGGGCCAAUGUUUCAGUAGUCGUUCAAGCACCUCCUAUGAAUACCCUGAUUGAAGCAAGUCCACAAUCCAUUCUGAAGGAAGGAGAAUCUGUGAACAUUUCCUGCAAGUCCAGCGUAGUCCCAGUGACACACGUGGUGCUCAGCAGGAGGGUGAAUGGUGCAAAAAUAGAGCUAGCGUCUAGUAAAGAGGCUGAAACAUCAUUAGCCCUCCUCUCUGUCAAUCUGACCGACUCUGGAGAGUUUGUGUGUGAGGCUUUCAAUGAUUAUGGCAGUCAGGAGACUACUCUCAAUCUAACUGUUGAAGCUCAUUUGCUAGAAGUUGUGUUACAACCGGACAAGGUCGUGUUAGAGAGAGGCUCCAGGCUGGUCCUCUCAUGUCAGGCUUUCGGUUGCCCUCAACCCAAGUUCUCCUGGAAGAAUCUUUCAAAAACGCCGAUCCUCAGGCGACUUGAGACGGAUGACUUACAGUCCCAGCUGGUGUUUGAUCUAGUGGAGUUGGAAGAUGAGGGAACUUACCUUUGUGAGGUCACAUGUGGCUCGAUCAAGAAGUCCAAACAGACAGAAGUCAAGGUGUUUUAUCCCCCGAGAGUGCCCAGAAUCACUGUGAGCCCACUGACGGAAUUGAAGGAAGGAGAAUCCGUGACCAUUUCUUGCCUUUCCGACAGCUUUCCAGUGGGGCGUACGGUGCUGAACAGGGUGGUGGACGGCAUACAAACAGAAUUAAUGGCCAGUGAUAGGCUUGAAACAUUGUUUACCAUUCCUUCGCUUGAGCUGGAUGACUCUGGCAUCUAUAUUUGUGAAACUUCUAACAUGUAUGGAAGCCGCAAUGAUAGUGUGGAGAUUACAGUAAAAGCACCACCCAGGAAUAUGACAGUGGAGAUCUUUCCAUCCACGGAUGUUCAGGAGGGGCAGAAUAUCACCAUCUGUUGUCGCUCCGUGAGCUUCCCUCCACCUGCGGUUGUCCUCAGUAAGCUGGAUAGUGAGAAACAUGUCUACUCUCUUGAUGGUGUAUUCCUACUGAUCAACCUCAAACCCAACGACACAGGCUUAUAUCAGAUCAACGUCACCAACUAUCUGGGCUACGAGACAGAGACUUUUAAUAUCAAUGUGAUAGAGAAAAGAGUCAACCCUCCAUUUGGCUGGAAUGAUUUUUUUAUGCCUGCGAUUAGCCUGGGAGUUGCUGCUGCGCUGCUCGGUGUUGUGGUGUACAUGUGGAGAGCUAGAAAGAAGGGAUCUUACGACCUUGCCAAAUGUAAUCCAGGUACCGUGUAGGCUGUGUUUACAUUCCAUUGGCUGUUCUGGAGGCAGCUACACUGGGAUGAAGUGUCUUGUCGGGGCCAAGGGCCUCCCUAAAGCAAGAACUGCAGGUGCCUGGAUUCAUCACCUUGAACAUCAGGUGACCAUAACCCCAGCUGGAUGGGAACCUGCAUUCUCCACAGCAAGAGACAAUCAAUGUGACCGUGAUUUGGCGCGCAUCCCCAGAGAAAGCAAAUCGAACCAGUGCGGUUCCUUUGUGUUGCUUGUGUUGGGAAGUGUCAACUCUUUUAGAGACCACCUGGUCUGCACUUCAAGAAGUUUUCAAGUGUGGAAGUAUAAGUUGAAAUGCAAAUUGUGAAACAUACAUGUAAACAUUUUAGCAUUUAAGAGAAAAUAACCUAGCCAACAUGUUUUAAUUGAACUGUUUGGUACAAUUUCAUAAGUCUCAUGUAGCCUAUUGUGUCCUAAAAAGUUUGUAUUUGUAUUGGGUGAAAUCUUUCGUUGUCAUAUUUAUUAAAGUAUCAGGUUUCUGUCAAUUGACCUGGGAAAGUUUUUUCUGGGAAAAUCCGUGGAAAAUUUGAUUCGCAGGAAAUCCACAGCGUCUUUUAUAGCUUCACUUUCACUUUAACAUUUCACUUUUGCUUUUCGGUUUUUUUGCAAUGUUUUCCUGUCCGUUCAGCACAAUAAAGGUGGGAUGAUUUGGAUAAGCUUAUUGUUCACUGCCUGUGUGCAAGCCAUUUUCCGAAUUUCCAACAAGUCAGGAACAAGCACACCUUCCAAAAAUAAACCACUCCACAUAUGUGCCUCCAUCCUGUCAAGACCAAUCAGACGCUCUGGAAAACAUCUGUUUCUGGUUACUGUUUAUUUUGUCCUGCAAAUAAAGACCAAAUGAUUAAAAA